Molecule: messenger RNA, 1380 nt
Organism: Sodiomyces alkalinus F11
Lineage: Eukaryota; Fungi; Ascomycota; Sordariomycetes; Glomerellales; Plectosphaerellaceae
Product: DNA glycosylase
Exons: 3
Coding region: 89-1351 (420 amino acids)
Biological process (GO): base-excision repair; nucleotide-excision repair; base-excision repair, AP site formation
Cellular component (GO): nucleus
Molecular function (GO): damaged DNA binding; 8-oxo-7,8-dihydroguanine DNA N-glycosylase activity
Source: RefSeq, a predicted model, not a curated record
AUUGGCUUGUCAUCAACAGACGGGAUACUGUGGACUCAUCUUACCGCAGACGUAUAAUAUACGCAUCUCUCUGUAUAUGGCGUAAAUCAUGGCUGCUGCGAAAGUGUCGGCAUGGAGCCGGUUACCAGUAAACCUGACGGAACUCUGCAUCGACACGACGCUUCGAUGUGGACAAUCCUUUCGCUGGCGCAAACUCAAUGACGAAUGGUCUUGUGUGCUACAUGGGCGCGUCGUCUCUCUUAAGCAGGAUUCGACUCACCUCCAUUACCGGGUUACAUGGCCCGCCACCAGGAAUGAGUUUCUUACUCCGCCUCUGUCGACGAAGAGUCCUGUCUCCGACGCAAAUGUCUUACAAGACGGCACGGAAGACCUACUCAGGCACUACUUGAGUCUGAAACUCGACUUAGGGUCACUGUAUGAGCAGUGGUCGGCGGCGGAUCCCAAUUUUCGGAAACGGGCACCCAAGUUUGAAGGGGUCCGAAUUCUGAGCCAGGAUGCCUGGGAAACUCUCAUAGCGUUUAUUUGCAGUAGCAAUAAUAACAUCUCUAGAAUCUCUCAGAUGGUCCUCAAACUUUGUCAACACUACGGCCCACUCAUCGGCCAUGUCGGCGGCGAGGCGUUCCACGACUUUCCCACGCCGGAAGCACUCUGCGCCAAGGAGGUGGAGGCGCACCUUCGCGAGCUGGGGUUCGGGUACCGGGCCAAAUACAUCGUCCAGACGGCCCGGAUCGUCGCCCACGAAAGGCCCAAGGGAUGGCUGGACAGCCUGACGAACCCGGACAAUCCCAACUUCCGGCGAGCGCCCGAGGCCGACGGCCUACCCUCUGCGACGUACAAGGAGGCCCAUGAGAAGCUGCUGGAGCUCACUGGGGUGGGCCCCAAGGUGGCAGACUGCGUGUGUCUCAUGGGGCUGGGAUGGGGCGAGGCAGUGCCCGUCGACACGCACGUCUGGCAAAUUGCGCAGCGGGAUUACAAGUUCGGCAAGGCCAAGGCCAAAACGUUGAAUAAGGCCAUGUACGAUGCGGUGGGCGAUCAUUUUAGGGAGCUUUGGGGAGCCUAUGCCGGCUGGGCGCAUUCGGUCUUGUUUACGGCGGACUUGAAGACGUUCUCGGAACGUGGCAAUGGUGCCAAGACGGAAGAGAUUACGAAGCAGGAGGGUGAGGUUGUCAUGGUGAAAAAGGAAGAAGAGGAGGGACUGAGAGUUCCAGAGGUCGUAAGUAACAGAACGAAAAGGAGGCGAAGGGCAACGCAAACAGAUAUCAAAGUCGAGGUGACGGUAGGUGUGGCUGAGGACGUCGUAGAACAAUCCCCUAAACGCCGAAGGACGCGGUCACAAGCUAAAUCGAAGUGAGAUGCUUGGCAUCUAGAAUAGAAAUAGAA